AUGUCGUUGGGUUGGUGGAAAGGUCUUGAUGCCUCCGCUUCUGUAGUCACGAUCGAUGGAUAUCCAUUGGGACAAGUGAAUAAGCUACGACAUCGACAAGAAUAUACAAAUCCAAUUGCCAAAUGUUCGUUAUUUAAAUUGUAUUUUGAACUGAAAAAGAAUUUAUCAUCACCCUCAGUGACGACAUAUGCACAAGCAAAAGCAUUCUCGUCGAAUUUACCGAGAGAUGAGUUUAUGACAAAAUAUCCAGGAUGA
This is a messenger RNA of Adineta ricciae, 255 nucleotides long. Lineage: Eukaryota; Metazoa; Rotifera; Eurotatoria; Adinetida; Adinetidae. The record is from the annotation of a GenBank genome assembly.